AAAUAUCAGCAUGAGCGCCCCUCUGCUCUUUGGGCGCACCUGCGCCAAACACGCCUUCCAAAAGCAGUCCAACGCCCUUCCCUUCUUCAAGUCCCAGGCCACUCGCUCCUUCACCUUUACUGCUAGAACAUACAACCGCCCACGAUUCUUUCAAAAUGCUCGUCAAUUCUUUAGAAGUCCACCUCCGCCCAUCAAAGGUGGCACUCUUUGCCUCGCCGCUCUCUCGCCCGCUGCUUUCGUAUCGCUGAGCGAGAAUGAGGAGUCUGAUGAUGGCUUGACAGGCGAGCAACAGAUGCUCGAAGCUUCGAGGAAAGAGUUGGCUGAGCAGGUCCCUCGCUGGGUCGGGGGUUCAAAAUCCCUCCGUAAGGGCCUUUGGAAGUUCCUCGAUACUUGGAUCAUUGAACCCAUUGCCACUGGCUUCAGACUACUACAUUUGAUCUUCAUUUUUGUUCCUGUCAUUGUCACCGUGCCCGUCAUAUGGUUCGGCCAAAGACAACCCGACAGGGACAAUGAGAGGUCCGGAACACUCUGGUGGUACGCUUUCUUGGUAAAUGGCAUGGAGAGAGCCGGUGCUGCCUUCAUCAAGGUAUCCAAUCACAAUCUUGCGAAUCGCUCGACAUCGACUAACUUGUUGUGUAGCNUCGGCCAAUGGGCUGCUUCCAGAACCGACAUCUUCCCAACCCAGAUGUGCGCCAUCAUGUCUGCUCUCCACUCCAAUGCUCCUGCCCACUCGCUCCGUCACACUAAGAAGACCAUCGAGCGCGCUUUCGGCAUGAAAUUCGAAGACAUCUUUGAGGAAUUUGAUGAGAAACCAUUGGGUGUUGGUGCCAUAGCACAGGUCUACAAAGCAAAACUGAAGCCUGAUAUUGCUGUUAGCGAGGAUCUCGAUCCUCAUGGCUCCGACACUUACCGCGAGAAGAUAAAGAGAGGUGUUGAUAUUACCUUGAAGAGCACGCCACAAAGAACACCUUCCAAAUACGUUGCCAUCAAGGUUCUUCAUCCCAAGAUCGAGCGCAUCGUGCGCAGAGACUUGAAGAUCAUGGGUUUCAUGGCUUCUAUCAUCAACCUGAUUCCUACCAUGGAGUGGCUUUCUUUCCCUGAUGAAGUCGAACAGUUUGGCGAGAUGAUGCGCUUGCAGCUUGACCUUCGUAUCGAGGCCGCCAACUUGACCAUCUUCCGGAAGAACUUCCGCAACCGUACCACCGCUUGGUUCCCUUACCCCUACACACAAUAUACUUCUCGUCAGGUUUUGGUAGAAGAGUUCGCCCAGGGUAUUCCACUUGAGGACUUUUUGCAAAACGGCGGUGGUGUCUUCCAGAAGGAAAUCGCAGACGAAGGUCUUGAUGCCUUCCUUCACAUGCUCUUGAUCGACAACUUCAUCCACGCCGAUCUGCAUCCCGGAAACAUCAUGGUUCGCUUCUACAAACCUGCUCAGAUUGACGCAGGUAGCUUCUUCAGCAGACCAAAGCCCGAUCCCAAACAAUCGACGGACGUGACGGAAGAAGUUCUCGAACGUCUAAGGCCGCACAGAAAGUCCAAGGACGACUGGAGUCGGACAUUAGACCAGAUCGAUCGCGAGGGUUACCGUCCCCAACUCAUCUUCAUCGAUACUGGUCUGGUCACUGAACUGAAUGGCAUCAACCGCCGCAACUUCCUCGAUCUGUUCAAGUCUGUCGCCGAAUUUGAUGGUUACAAAGCAGGACAUCUGAUGGUGGAGCGCUGUCGCCAACCAUCCGCUGUCAUCGACAAAGAAGUCUUUGCCCUUCGUAUGCAACAUCUGGUGCUAGGUGUCAAGAGCCGCACGUUUGCUCUCGGAAAUAUCAAGAUCGGCGACAUCUUGAACGAAGUAUUGAGCAUGGUUCGCGGCCACCAUGUCAGACUCGAAGGCGAUUUUGUCAACGUAGUGUUGAGUAUCCUCCUCCUCGAAGGCAUUGGCCGCAGCUUAAAUCCCGAAUUGGACUUGUUCUCUGGACAACUAGGUACCUCCGGAGGUGCAGGCAACAUGCUCAAGGGAGGCGAUCUUUCAAUGAUCAAAGUGUGGGCUGGCCUCGAGGCGAGAAAGUUCAUGCAGGCCAGUGUUGAGAGUGUCGAGUCGUUGGUCGCUCAUGACCAAUUGUCUCCUAAUAUA
Molecule: messenger RNA, 2128 nt
Organism: Aureobasidium musti
Lineage: Eukaryota; Fungi; Ascomycota; Dothideomycetes; Dothideales; Saccotheciaceae
Source: the annotation of a GenBank genome assembly